AUGUGCGAGACCUGUUCCCGGAUCUUCACACGGCUGUAUAAUCUGAAGUCGCAUAUCCGCUCGCAUCAAGGACUGCGACCGUUCAAUUGUAAGACCUGCGAUGCGUCUUUUACAAGGAAUCAUGAUCUGAACAGUAGACACCAGCGAACUCACGUCAACGAAAAGCCCUACACAUGUCCCAACUGCAACAAGAACUUCUCUCGGAAGGACGCACUACGGCGGCAUCAACGGCAAGAUGCAACCGGCAAAAAGAACGUUUGUAUUCCUCAAUUACAGUCAGCAAUAUCCGAGCAAUCCUCCGUUCCGACUGCUUCAAUACCGGAGCUCAUCCCUGAACCUGAGCACAUCCCACAACCAGACCUGAAUUCACAAUCCGAGCUCAUCGAACAACCCGACAUUCAGCCAAUCACAUCUAUCGCCAGGCCCCAUGGUGAUCUUGAAUCAUCUUCCCCACUUUUGGUCACCUCACGCUCUGCAUUGCCCGCUUAUGGCACCUGGACAGCCUCUCCGCCGUCCCAACCUCCUCUGUUAAUUCAACCCCGCGACGGCUUCUAG
Messenger RNA from Fimicolochytrium jonesii, 555 nucleotides. RefSeq lists its product as uncharacterized. Gene Ontology annotation, biological process: regulation of transcription by RNA polymerase II. Gene Ontology annotation, molecular function: RNA polymerase II cis-regulatory region sequence-specific DNA binding; DNA-binding transcription factor activity, RNA polymerase II-specific. Gene Ontology annotation, cellular component: nucleus. The record is from RefSeq and is a predicted model, not a curated record. Lineage: Eukaryota; Fungi; Chytridiomycota; Chytridiomycetes; Spizellomycetales; Powellomycetaceae. The transcript has 3 exons. Bases 1 to 555 code for a protein of 184 amino acids.